UGCCAGCUCUGAGCUGCUCUGGCUGUGCCCACUUGGGGGCGGGGUGGGUAGAACCAGCUGGGGAGUGGUUCACAUGGAUGAUUCUCCACAUCAGCCUAAGCCAGAGCCCACCAGAUAGGGAGAGCAGGAGUCGUGCCACCCACGGGGAAGGGGCACCAGGCAGGGCGCCACCGGGGUGGAGGAAGAAAGGCUAACCUGGCUGCUGGGUACGGAGGACGAAAGAUGGAGUGCCCAGGCUUCCUGCUAACCCCACCCCCAUCCCUGUCCACAGGGGCUGACUCAGCCUAUUCCCAGGCCUGGAACCUUCCUUUGCUAGACCCUGGUGCCUUUGUCUCUAGUCAUGAGGCCUGCGGGGGAGGGGGACCGUUGAUAAAAGGCAGCAAAGACAACUCCCACACCCUUGCUCGGAACUGCCACCCACAUGCAGCCUCGGACCCAGCCCCUAGCCCAGGCCCUACCCUUCUCCCUUGGAGGAGUCCUUCGAGAUGCCGGGCUCCGGGUGCCUGUCAUUAAGAUGGGCACAGGGUGGGAGGGCCUGCAGCGGACCCUGAAGGAAAUUGCCUACGUCCUCCUCUGCUGCUGGUGUAUCAAGGAGCUGCUGGAUUAAUGGCAGCGGAAACUGCCGCUGCUUCUCCCCACUGGCACCGUGGCUGGCAUCAUUCAGCCCCAUCGAGACUCUGGGACCAGCUGUGCUUGACUAAGGAUGGGCCACGAGCGAGUGAAGAGUGACGUGUGGCUCCUGCUUAGAGUUGUCCCAUCUGUCAGACCUGCCUCAAUUCUGGGUGUCCCUUCCCAGCCCCCUCCUCUUGCUGGCCAGGACCCCAGCAAGAGUGCGGCAGGACUCGGCUCUCCUCCACGCUGGCACAACAAGCCCACCAGCCCAGAUGGUUGGUCUUACCAUGCCUCUUAGUUUCAGGAAGGGGCUGCCCCUAAGAUCUCUGUUUGAGAAUCACUGGAGUAGACAUAAAAUAAAUAGGCCUUGAGGCCACGAAGUUCCAAAUGUCUAAAUGGAAAUAAGAAAAAGAGCAGAGGAGGGAAGGAGCUUGUCUGGGA
This is a messenger RNA of Chinchilla lanigera (long-tailed chinchilla), 1053 nucleotides long. It is a transcript of the gene Lenep, whose product is annotated as lens epithelial protein. Gene Ontology annotation, biological process: multicellular organism development. NCBI's taxonomy places the organism in Eukaryota, Metazoa, Chordata, Mammalia, Rodentia, Chinchillidae. The record is from RefSeq and is a predicted model, not a curated record. The transcript is spliced from 2 exons. The coding region runs from base 422 to 607 and encodes 61 amino acids.